Messenger RNA from Charadrius vociferus (killdeer), 2219 nucleotides. RefSeq names its product tumor necrosis factor receptor superfamily, member 21 (gene TNFRSF21). The annotation marks the transcript as partial. Gene Ontology annotation, biological process: negative regulation of B cell proliferation; adaptive immune response; signal transduction. Gene Ontology annotation, molecular function: protein binding. NCBI's taxonomy places the organism in Eukaryota, Metazoa, Chordata, Aves, Charadriiformes, Charadriidae. The record is from RefSeq and is a predicted model, not a curated record. The transcript has 6 exons.
UCUGUCUUCCAGCUGCUCGUGCUCCUUGGCACCGCUGAUGGUCAGUCGAAGCUGACCUCCGAGCAGAAUGCCAUCAGCCUCUCCCCUGGCAAGUACCGCCACCUCGACCGUGCCACCAACAAAGAGCUGAUCUGCGACAAAUGUCCCGCAGGAACCUAUGUGUCUAAGCAUUGUACGAAGAGUACCUUAAGAGAGUGCAGCCCUUGUCCAGAUGGGACCUUUACCAAGCAUGAGAAUGGCAUAGAGCGGUGCCACCCUUGCAGAAAACCCUGUGAACUGCCAAUGAUUGAGAAAACUCAUUGUACUGCCUUGACUGACCGCGAGUGCACUUGCCUGUCUGGUACGUUUCAGACGAACGAUACCUGCGUCCCUUACACGGUGUGCCCGGUCGGCUGGGGCGUCCGCAAGAAAGGAACUGAGACGGAAGACGUUAGGUGCAAGCCGUGCCCUCGUGGUACCUUUUCUGAUGUGCCUUCUAGUGUGAUGAAGUGCAAAACAUACACUGACUGCUUUGGGAAAAACAUGGUGGUCAUCAAACCAGGGACAAAGGAGAGUGACAACGUCUGUGGUUCUCCAGCGUCUCUUCCAAACACGUCUUUGACUUCGUCAAGCACCGAAGUGGGUGAAGAGCCCUAUGAAGUUCCACCAACCGCUCAUCUUCCCAAAGGUCUGAACUCUUCAGUUCCUGAUUUUGUCCCCUCUCCUGUGCCACACAUAUCCAGUAGCACAGCAGGCCCAGCGGGCUACUACAACGAAACCUCGGCCAACGAGACGGACGGCACUGGUGGGACCUUUGUGGGCUCCAGCACUGCUGGCCAGGCACAGAGCUACCGGCACAAGCAGACCAGCCAGGCGCUGGAGAAGCAGCCAUCGCUGGAGAUGUCAGGGGGCGAGAAGUCCAACGUCCCGUACAGGCCACCCCGGCGAGGUCAGCAGAAUGUCCACCAGCACUUUGACAUCAAUGAACACUUGCCGUGGAUGAUUGUCCUCUUCCUGCUGCUGGUCCUGGUGGUUAUUGUCGUCUGCAGCGUCAGGAAGAGCUCACGAACUCUGAAGAAGGGACCCAGGCAAGAUCCCAGUGCCAUUGUGGAAAAAGCUAUUAUGAAAAAGUCCACCACCCCCACGCAGAACAGGGAGAAGUGGAUCUAUUACUGCAACGGGCACGGCAUUGACAUCCUGAAGCUGGUGGCAGCCCAGGUAGGGAGCCAGUGGAAGGACAUCUACCAGUUCCUGUGCAACGCCAGCGAACGUGAGGUGGCAGCUUUCUCCAACGGCUAUGCGGCUGACCAUGAGCGCGCCUACGCCGCCUUGCAGCACUGGACCAUCCGCGGGCCCGAGGCCAGCCUGGCCCAGCUCAUCAGCGCCCUCCGCCAGCACCGUCGCAACGAUGUGGUGGAGAAGAUCCGAGGCCUGAUGGAGGACACCACACCGGUGCAAAUGCAGCCUCAGUGGCAAGCGCCGGAACCCUGCAACGACGACGGAAAGCUGGAAGCUGACAACCUGGCGCUGCCGGUGAGCCCCAGCCCACUCAGCCCCGCGCCCAACCCCAGCCCCAAGCCCCCCGAGGCGACCGUCCUCACCGUGGAGCCCUCUCCUUCAGAGAAGAAAUGUUUCUUCGUCGACGAAGCGGAGCCCCUCCUGCGGUGCGACUCGACCUCCAGCGGCUCCUCCGCGCUCAGCCGGACAGGCUCUUUUAUUACCAAAGAAAAGAAGGACACCGUCCUGCGCCAGGUGCGCUUGGACCCUUGCGACCUGCAGCCCAUCUUCGAUGACAUGCUGCACAUCCUUAACCCCGAGGAGCUCCACGUGAUAGAGGAGAUCCCGCAGGCUGAAGACAAGCUGGACCGGCUAUUUGAGAUCGCCGGAGUGAAGAGCCAGGAAGCCAGCCAGACCCUCCUGGACUCUGUCUAUAGCCAUCUUCCUGACUUACUGUAGGCACUGGGUCACCACACACGCUCCGAAUAUCUGCUAGAGCUAGCUUGGCACUCGUUAAGAUGACCGACAAUACGCAGGCAGGUUUUGUUGUAGAAUAUAUGGCCAGUAUUUUCGUUGAGGUGUCCUUGGUUUCUGGAGGGGGGGCAGUUUGCCAGCGUUGCACCCCUCCACCUUAACUCUAUCGCUCAGUCCAAGUCUCCGCACCCUCUGUCCCCUUCCCGAGCCUCUCUUCUCCGCGUUCUCAUUCCAAUCAGAUCAGUCGAUGCACUUUAAAAAAAAAAAAA